Messenger RNA from Tupaia belangeri chinensis (Chinese tree shrew), 2216 nucleotides. RefSeq names its product zinc finger protein 189 (gene ZNF189). NCBI's taxonomy places the organism in Eukaryota, Metazoa, Chordata, Mammalia, Scandentia, Tupaiidae. The record is from RefSeq and is a predicted model, not a curated record. Gene Ontology annotation, biological process: regulation of DNA-templated transcription.
GCCAAUCGGAUGUAAGCUCAGUGGCAGGUGUUCCCUAUUUCCGGUCGUCUCCUUGGCCUUUGCACUCUGGGAAAUGUAGUCCGAUAGCAAUGGCCGGCGUGGGCGGGGCGAAGCCGCAACGCUCUCUCAGAGCAUGAUGGGUGUUGUAGUUGGGGGCUUCCCGGGAAGGUUCCGGGUAACGCCUCUGGUCCGGGGGCGGGCGGUCACAGAGCUGCUUGACUGAGAGAAAGAAUUGGUAACUGGGAGGAGGCUUUAGCAAGGCCUGAAAGGCUGCGCAACCAGUCAGGGAAGGGGGUUCGGAUUAGGGAGGGUAGCUAGGUGGCGCAUCUGAUAUGUUGCUGGGGUCGUGACCGCUCAGGGACUGAGACAGGACCUGGCAGGACCCAGUCGGGAGGCCUGGUCUUCAUCGGGCCUUAUUUCCAGCAGCCAAGCGACCGAGUAGGCCUCGCUAGUGGCUCCUUUUUGUGUAACCGCCCGAGUUUCCUGCUCCUACCAUCUUGGCCAGGAGAUGGCCUCCCCGAGUCCUUCACCGGAUCCUAAGGGGUUGCUGACAUUUGAGGAUGUGGCUGUGUUUUUUACCCAGGAGGAGUGGGAUUAUCUGGACCCAGCUCAGAGAAGCCUGUAUAAAGAUGUCAUGAUGGAGAAUUAUGGAAACCUGGUCUCACUUGAUGUUUUGAACAGAGAUAAAGAUGAAGAGCCAACUGUGAAACAAGAAAUGGAAGAAAUUGAAGAAGAAGUGGAACCUCAGGGUGUAAUAGUUAGAAGGAUCAAAAGUGAAAUUGACCAGGAUCCCAUGGGUAGAGAGACCUUUGAACUUGUUGGUAGGUUAGAUAAACAGAGAGGAAUUUUCUUAUGGGAAAUACCAAGAGAAUCUUUGACCCAGGAACAGAAAUCAUUCAGAGGAAACACUAACAUUAUCCGUAAGAGACCAAACUCAGAAGAGAAAUGCCAUAAAUGUGAAGAAUGUGGAAAGGGUUUUGUUCGCAAGGCCCAUUUUAUUCAACAUCAAAGGGUUCAUACAGGUGAGAAACCUUUUCAAUGCAAUGAAUGUGGGAAAAGUUUUAGUCGCAGUUCAUUUGUUAUUGAACAUCAGAGAAUUCACACUGGGGAAAGACCCUAUGAAUGUAAUUACUGUGGAAAAACCUUUAGUGUGAGCUCAACCCUUAUUAGACAUCAAAGGAUCCACACAGGAGAAAGACCCUAUCAGUGUAAUCAGUGUAAACAGAGCUUCAGCCAGAGAAGAAGCCUUGUUAAACAUCAAAGGAUUCACACAGGGGAGAAACCCCAUAAAUGUAGUGACUGUGGGAAAGCCUUCAGUUGGAAGUCACACCUUAUUGAGCAUCAGAGAACUCACACUGGUGAGAAACCCUAUCACUGUACCAAAUGUAAGAAAAGCUUUAGUCGAAAUUCAUUGCUUGUUGAACAUCAGAGAAUUCAUACAGGGGAAAGACCCCAUAAAUGUGGUGAAUGUGGAAAAGCCUUUAGAUUAAGUACAUACCUUAUUCAACACCAGAAGAUCCACACUGGUGAAAAGCCCUUUCUUUGUAUUGAAUGUGGAAAAAGCUUCAGUCGGAGCUCAUUCCUCAUUGAACAUCAGAGGAUCCAUACUGGUGAAAGACCUUAUCAGUGCAAAGAGUGUGGCAAAAGUUUCAGUCAACUUUGCAACCUUACUCGUCAUCAGAGAAUUCACACAGGAGACAAACCCCACAAAUGUGAGGAAUGUGGAAAAGCCUUUAGUAGAAGCUCAGGUCUUAUUCAGCAUCAGCGAAUUCACACCAGGGAGAAGACUUGUUCAUACAGUGAAACUAAGGAAAGCUUUGACCCAAAUUGCAGUCUUAUUAUACAGCAAGAGGUCUACCCUAAGGAAAAAUCUUAUAAAUGUGAUGAAUGUGGAAAAACUUUUAGUGUUAGUGCUCAUCUUGUACAACAUCAAAGAAUCCACACUGGUGAAAAGCCCUACCUAUGUACUGUUUGUGGGAAAAGCUUCAGUCGGAGCUCAUUUCUUAUCGAACAUCAGAGAAUUCACACUGGUGAGAGACCUUAUUUGUGCAGACAGUGUGGUAAAAGCUUUAGUCAACUUUGUAAUCUUAUUCGACAUCAAGGUGUUCACACAGGUAAUAAACCCCAUAAAUGUGAUGAAUGUGGGAAGGCCUUUAGCCGGAACUCAGGACUUAUUCAGCAUCAGAGAAUACACACAGGAGAGAAACCUUAUAAAU